AUGGAAACAGCAAAUCCAGUGUUAUCUGCAGAAAGGAACACAUAUGUAACUGAUGCAAAGACGUCAAGAUUAGACCUGAAAUCCUCCCAGCAACAGACUAAACACACACACCUUCACACACACACAGACAGGAGGAGCUCCCAUUUCACAGUGAAGACACUUCCUCUCUGUGGAGGUUGUGAGCAGACCUCCUCUCCUCACGUUCCUCUCAGAUUAGCGAGUUCAAACGAGGCUCUAAUGUACGAACACGCCGCCGCCGCCGCCGCAGCUGAGAAGAUGGAUAUCUGCAGUCGUUGCGUGGGCCUACACUCCAUUGAUUUUACACUUCAUGCACCUUAUCAGCGUCCGCCCCCAAUGAGCGGCAGCUCUUCAUGGGCCGGUGCGUCAGCUGGAGCUGCAGGUACAGUGGAGACCCCCCCACACCCUCAGGAGGGCGGAGGGUCCAUUUAA
Messenger RNA from Xyrichtys novacula (pearly razorfish), 450 nucleotides. The record is from the annotation of a GenBank genome assembly. NCBI's taxonomy places the organism in Eukaryota, Metazoa, Chordata, Actinopteri, Labriformes, Labridae.